Messenger RNA from Gracilinanus agilis (Agile Gracile Mouse Opossum), 4617 nucleotides. RefSeq names its product integrin subunit alpha 1 (gene ITGA1). Lineage: Eukaryota; Metazoa; Chordata; Mammalia; Didelphimorphia; Didelphidae. Gene Ontology annotation, molecular function: integrin binding. Gene Ontology annotation, cellular component: external side of plasma membrane; integrin complex. The coding region runs from base 1 to 3597 and encodes 1198 amino acids. Gene Ontology annotation, biological process: cell-matrix adhesion; integrin-mediated signaling pathway; cell-cell adhesion. The record is from RefSeq and is a predicted model, not a curated record. The transcript is spliced from 29 exons.
AUGGUAUGUUAUAACAUGGACUUUGAAAGGCUUUUUGAUACCCAAAGACUUCAGCUGCCAACUUUCUGGGAGUUCAUUGCUUAUUGUGAUACUGAACCUUUCAUUUUUCUUCUUAAAGUGGUCUUGGGCUUCUGUGUAUCCUUUAACGUGGAUGUGAAAAAUGCAAUGACCUUCAGUGGCCCAGUGGAGGACAUGUUUGGAUACACAGUUCAACAAUAUGAAAAUGAGGAAGGCAAAUGGGUGCUCAUUGGUUCUCCUUUAGUUGGCCAACCCAAGAACAGAACUGGAGAUGUUUAUAAGUGUCCAGUAGGGCGAGGAGAAUCGUUGCCAUGCAUAAAAUUGGACCUCCCAGUUUAUACAUCAAUUCCGAAUGUCACAGAAGUAAAGGAGAACAUGACGUUUGGAUCUACUUUAGUCACUAACCCAAAAGGCGGAUUUCUGGCUUGUGGGCCUUUGUAUGCUUACAGAUGUGGACAUACAUAUUAUACAACUGGCAUUUGUUCGGAUGUUGAUUCCAAAUUUCAGGUUGUGAACUCCAUUGCCCCAUCUGUUCAAGGAUGCAAUACCCAACUGGACAUUGUCAUAGUGCUGGAUGGUUCUAACAGUAUUUACCCCUGGACAAGCGUUACAGAUUUUUUAAAUAGUUUACUUGGGAAAAUGGCCAUAGGUCCCAAGCAGACACAGGUCGGAAUUGUACAAUAUGGAGAAAAUGUAACACAUGAAUUUAAUCUCAAUAAGUACACAACAACUGAAGAAGUGCUCAUUGCAGCGAACCAAAUAGUCCAGAGGCAAGGGCGCCAAACAAUGACUGCUCUGGGAAUAGAUACAGCAAGAAAAGAGGCCUUCACUAAAGCCAGAGGUGCCCGAAGUGGAGUUAAGAAAGUAAUGGUGAUUGUGACUGAUGGGGAAUCCCACGACAACCAUCGGCUGAAUAAAGUCAUCCAGGACUGUGAAGAUGAAGAUAUUCAGAGAUUCUCCAUAGCUAUUCUUGGUCAUUAUAACCGAGGGAACUUGAGCACUGAGAAAUUUGUGGAAGAAAUAAAGUCAAUUGCCAGUGAGCCUACGGAAAAGCAUUUCUUCAAUGUCUCUGAUGAAUUGGCACUAGUCACUAUUGCUGAAGCCCUGGGAGAAAGAAUUUUUGCCUUGGAAGCCACAACUGACUUGUCAGCAGCAUCAUUUGAGAUGGAAAUGUCCCAGACUGGAUUUAGUGCUCAUUAUUCACAGGACUGGGUUAUGCUUGGAGCUGUUGGAGCCUAUGACUGGAAUGGAACAGUUGUCAUGCAGAAAGAUAACCAAAUUAUAACCCCACAAAAUAAUUCCUUUAAUGUUGAAUCUACAAAGAAAAAUGAACCACUUGCUUCCUAUUUAGGUUAUAUGGUCAACUCUGCCACUAUUCCUGGAGAUGUAAUUUACAUUGCUGGGCAGCCACGCUAUAAUCACACAGGCCAAGUCAUUACUUAUACAAUGGAAGGUCAAGAAAUCAAGAUCAUCCAAACUCUCAAUGGAGAACAAAUUGGUUCCUACUUUGGCAGUGUUUUAACAACAAUUGACAUUGAUAAGGACUCCUUCACUGACCUGCUUCUAGUUGGUGCUCCCAUGUAUAUGGGAACAGAGAAAGAAGAGCAAGGAAAAGUUUAUGUGUAUGCAUUGAAUCAGACAAGGUUUGAAUAUCAGAUGAGCCUGGAACCCAUUAAGCAAACUUGCUGCUCAUCCCUGAAGCAUGAUUCCUGCAAGAAGAAAAACAAAAAUGAGCCUUGUGGGGCUCGUUUUGGAACAGCUAUCGCUUCUGUGAAGGACCUCAACCUUGACGGAUUUAAUGAUGUAGUGAUUGGUGCUCCCUUAGAGGAUGAUCAUGGAGGGGCUGUGUACAUUUAUCAUGGAAGUGGCAAGACCAUAAGGAAAGAAUAUGCACAAAGGAUUCCAUCAGGUGGAGAUGGAGAGACACUGAAAUUUUUUGGCCAGUCUAUACAUGGAGAAAUGGAUUUGAAUGGAGAUGGACUGACUGAUGUGACCAUCGGAGGCCUUGGUGGUGCUGCCCUCUUCUGGUCUCGCGAUGUGGCUGAAGUUAAAGUUACCAUGACUUUUGCACCCAAUAAAGUGAAUAUUCAAAAGAAAAAUUGCAAGAUGGAGGGGAAGGAAACCGUGUGCAUAAACGCUACCAUGUGUUUUGAUGUGAAACUAAAGUCAAAAGAAGACACAAUUUAUGAAGCUGAUCUGCAAUAUCGAGUUACAUUAGACUCAGCAAGACAGAUAUCACGAAGUUUCUUCUCUGGAACACAAGAAAGAAAGAUUCAAAGAAAUAUCACAGUCCGUGGAUCAGAAUGUACUAAACAUUACUUCUACAUGUUGGACAAGCAUGACUUUCGGGAUUCAGUGAAGGUAUCACUGGAUUUUAAUCUUUCAGAUCCAGAAAAUGGGCCUGUUCUUGAUGGUGACCUGCCUAACUCAGUACAUGAAUAUAUUCCCUUUGCCAAAGAUUGUGGAAACAAGGAAAAAUGCAUCUCAGAUUUGGUCCUGUCUGUAUCAACCACUGGAAAAGACUUACUCAUUGUUAAGUCCCACAGUGAUAAGUUCAAUGUGAGCUUGACCAUAAUGAAUAAAAAGGACAGUGCCUACAACACCAGAGCCAUUGUCCAGGCCUCACCAAAUGUCAUAUUUUCAGGAAUUGAGGGUAUUCAAAAAGACAGCUGUGAAUCCAAUCAGAAUAUCACAUGUAAAGUUGGCUAUCCUUUCCUGAAAAGAGGAGAAAAGAUAUCUUUCAAAAUACUAUUUCAGUUCAAUACAUCCUAUCUUAUGGAGAAUGUGACUAUUCACAUAAGUGUAACAAGUGACAGUGAAGAACCUCUAGAGGCCCUUUUGGACAAUGAAGAAGAUAUUUCCAUUCCAGUAAAAUAUGAAACCGGACUCCAGUUUUCCAGUUCUGCAAGUGAAUAUCAUAUUUCAAUUGCGGCCAAUGAUACAGUCCCUGACGCUAUUAACUCAACCAGUGACAUUGGAAAUGAAAUCAACGUUUUCUACUUGAUCCGAAAAAGUGGCCAUAUUCCUAUGCCAGAGCUUUCCCUGAAAAUUUCAUUCCCCAACUUAACAGCAAAUGAAUAUCCUGUACUCUACCUAACUGGAUGGUCAUCUUCUGAUAAUGUAAACUGCAGACCAAGGAGCCUUCAAGAUCCCUUCAAUAUCAACUUUGGAAAGAAAAUGAUACCAAAAUCUGGGGAACUCAAGAGAGGCACCAUUUUGGACUGUGACACCUGCAAAUAUGCAACUAUUAAGUGUAAUGUGAUCCCUUCUGAUGUAAGUCAAGUAAAUGUCACAUUCAUCUUGUGGAAGGCAACAUUCAUAAAAGCAAGUUUUUCCAGUUUAAAUCUCACUAUAAAGGCAGAACUUCAAAGUGAAAACUCAUCACUGGUGUUAAGUAGUGGUAAUCAGAAAAGAGAGCUGGCCAUUCAGAUAUCAAAAGAUCUUCUACCAGGCAGAGUACCAUUAUGGGUGAUCCUUUUGAGUGCUUUUGCAGGAUUCUUGCUUUUGAUGCUUCUUAUAUUAGCACUAUGGAAGAUUGGAUUCUUCAAAAGGCCACUAAAAAAGAAGAUGGAGAAAUGAAACACCAUACAAGAGAGAAAAAUAGCAAGUGUUCAAUGAUCUGUCCUCCAGUUUGCUUCAAAUUUGUGACCAAAAAAGUUUAAAUAUAAUUAUCACCUACAUGGUCACAUACUUUUGUUCCAUCAAGGAAUUAAUCACCCAGAAAAAAAAGAAAACAGAUCAAGAAUGAUCCCAAAAGACAACUAUAAAUUUAUAUUUGUAAAAUAUCGGGAAAUAUUUUAAAAUAAUUACUCAUUUUUGCUGAGUAAUUGAAUUUAAGAUUACUAAGUGUUUUGAAUAGAAAGGACAACCUAUUCAAAUAUGCUUAUAUAUUAAAUUACUGUACUAAGUUUUGCAGAAUGAAGAAAAAGAUGUCAGGCUCGUGGAAAACAUUUUUUUUCCUCUAGAAAAAUACAAGUUAGACUUUCUUUCUCUGACCUCAGUGGAAAUCUAGAUUUUCAGACUUUGAAAAUGCAUGUACAUGCCAGGAAAGGACUCACUUACUAGGGUCACUUCCCAUCAUGCACAACUGAGCUCAAGGGAGGGAAUGUUCUGUAACAUGGACUCAUGAUACAAAGGAGAAAAAAAAAUAGAAUGAAGCAGGGUCAUACAGCAGGUAGCCUUUGGGUCAAUUUCUGUACAUGGAAAAAUUCAUUUCCCAGGGUGUCUAGAAAGCAAGGUCUAUCCAGCUGAAAUUCUAUCCCAAGUUGAGAAUGAAGAUAAAAGCACUACUGCUUAGCAAACAAGCACACUGAAUGGCUGGCUUUAUCAGCUUUUACAAAGCAUGUGAAACUUGGAUUUUUGAGCUUUAAGAAUCAAUGUAAAACUUCAUGGUAGUGAACAAAGCACUUAAAACAAUUUUAAUUUUAUGUGUACUUUUAAAAAUGUGAUGUGAUUUAUCCCCAAAGAAUGCAGUGUGAAGGAUAUGCUGAAAUGAGUUCUGAAAAUGGAAUGUGGUUGGCAAAUUACUAUGAAGUGCUUAUUGCACCUUUGUGAACGGUUUUGAGUUUUGUUAUUGUUCAGUUGUGUCUGACUCUUUAU